GGAAUAUUUACAUUUAGAAGACAACUCCUUUACAGGUGAAAUUCCUCAAUUUAUUUUCAACGCACCUUCUUUGGGAGAGGUUUACCUUUCCAACAACCAUUUCAACGGUAACUUGCCAGAAGAGAUGUGCCAUCAACUCCCUUUACUUGAAGUCUUUGGAGUUGUUAACAAUCAAUUAGAUGGAAGUAUUCCAAAAUCAAUAAGUAACUGUACAUCAUUGCUAGCCUUAUAUUUGGAUUUGAACUCGUUUUCAGGUUUUAUACCCAAGGAGAUAGCCAAUCUUAAUAAGCUUGAAGAGCUGGAUUUCUCACCUGCUUUGGAAUAUCUUCAUCAUGGUUCUUCUACACCAGUUGUUCAUUGUGACAUAAAACCAAGUAAUAUAUUGUUGGAUGAAGAUAUGGUAGCCCACCUUAGUGAUUUUGGUAUUGCCAAAUUGCUAGGUGAGGGACAGAUGGAAAUUUAUACCAAGACUUUGGCUACAAUAGGCUACAUGGCACCAGAGUAUGGAUCACAAGGAAUUGUUUCCUUUCAAGGAGAUGUAUAUAGUUAUGGUAUUUUGUUGAUGGAAAUGCUUACAAGAAAGAAACCUACAGAUGAGAUGUUUGUUCAAGGUAUGAGUUUGAAAGACUGGGUUAGCAAAUCAAUGCCUCAUUCCAUCAUUAAUAUUCUAGAUGUCAAUUUACUGCCAAAAGAUGAUCAAAAUAUUGGCAGCAUAUUGUCACAUAUAUCAUCACUUUUUGAGUUGGCCUUGCAUUGUUGCAUUGAUUUACCUGGGGCAAGAAUUAACAUGAAGGAUGUAGUGGUAACACUGAACAGAAUCAAGGCCUCGUUUAUAAAAGAUAUUAGAGACACCCCUAAAUACUUGAAUAAUUAUUAGAUCAAAUUUUAAUUAUUGCUCCUUUAGCUUUUUCUCCUUGUAUUUUUUCGGUUGAACUUUUAACCCUGAAAAAUGGAAUGAUGAUGUUUUUCUAUAUUGUAUUUUAUAGUGCAUUUAAAUUUUGAAUGUUGGCAUAUAGCAAAUUUAUUGUUACUAUUGCAUUUGAAUAAUGAGAACAUUCAAACCUUUAUCUAUUGUGAA
Neltuma alba is the source of this 1078-nucleotide messenger RNA. RefSeq names its product probable LRR receptor-like serine/threonine-protein kinase At3g47570. Lineage: Eukaryota; Viridiplantae; Streptophyta; Magnoliopsida; Fabales; Fabaceae. Gene Ontology annotation, biological process: protein phosphorylation. The record is from RefSeq and is a predicted model, not a curated record. The coding region runs from base 125 to 877 and encodes 250 amino acids. Gene Ontology annotation, molecular function: protein kinase activity; ATP binding. The transcript has 5 exons.